UGCAACGCGAUGGAGCUGCCCCGAAACACUUGGAAUGCCGCCUUUGCUCUGACUCAGCGGAUCCUGCUGCUGCUGCUGCUCCUGCCCGGCUUUAGCUCCGCUCAGAUGCAGCCACUUCAUCCGUACUACCAUCAUCAUCCCAGAUCGCAGCUGUACUACGAGGCGCCACGCCUGAGGCGCUACGAGUAUGCCCCCAGCUCUAUAUCUGGCUAUCCAUUGGCUACCUCGGUCGCUCCCGCUCUCGCGGGCCACUACCAGCAGCAGCCGCCGAACUUCCAGCUGAUCAACUAUCGUCCCAGCUACCAGCCCCUGGCCCUGGAGUACCAGCAGCAGCAGCCCCCCCUGCCAGUUCCUGCUCCGGCUCUGCCCUCCCUCUAUCCGCAGCCGAGCGUCCAGUACCAGCAGCGAUCGAUUGCCCCGCACAUGGAGCUGGCCAAGUACCGCUACGAGGGGAAUUACCUGCCGGUCCAGAGGGUGGCAGGACCAGUUGCAGCAGGACCAUCUCUCCAGCAACAUGAACAGCAGCUGCGUCGCGUGGAGGAGCCUUACAACGUGCCACCGGCUCUGUUUACCAGCGAUGUGCUGCACGUGAUUCCGCCAAGGAUAGCCCGGCUGCAGGAGCAACAGCAACAGCAGCCGCAGCAGCAGCAGCAGCAGCAGCAGCCACAGACUGAACGUUCCCGACGCAAUGCACAGGAGGACGGAUCACAGGCGGAUGCAGAGGCAGCAGAGACUAAAAGUCAGCAAAAGGAGGCGCCACCAAUCAAGGAAACCAAAUAUUUUCAUGACAUUUUCAUGCGUUUCGAUGGACCCCAUUCGCGCUCCCACGGACAUGUCCUGAAGCAGCCCAAGGCCGAGGAGCGACGCUUUGAGAUGCAGCGCGGCACCAAUCGCUACAAGGGGGAGGUGAUUUGGACAGAUCGUCAGGGCAGCCAUGGCGAGCACCGCUGGGACAUGGCUCAGGGAAAACUCUGAGAGCCACAAAGCAUCCUGAUCUCUCUCUCUCUCUCUCUCCCCUCUCAUUUGCAUAUUCCCCUGCCACCACCCUCUCCAGCCCCUGCCCGCUCACUGUACAUACCCAUAAUCAUAUAUAAAGAUCGUGACUUUUCAUAA
Drosophila obscura is the source of this 1113-nucleotide messenger RNA. Its product is annotated as mediator of RNA polymerase II transcription subunit 15. Lineage: Eukaryota; Metazoa; Arthropoda; Insecta; Diptera; Drosophilidae. The record is from RefSeq and is a predicted model, not a curated record.